CCCCGGCUCGGGGAGGGGGUGCGGGGGAACCUCGGCGGGGAUUGGCGCAGCGCGCGCCCCCUCCCCGGCCCCCGCGCGGUGGGAACCGGCAGCCCCGUCUAGCGCUGACGUCAGACCGUCUGCCUGCCUCCGACCGCGGUCUCGGAGCGAAACCCGAUCUCCUUGGACUUGAAUGAGGAGGAGGCGGCGGCGGCGGCGGCGGCGGAGGCGCUCGGCUGGGGAAAGCUAGCGGCAGAGGCUCAGCCCCGGCGGCAGCGCGCGCCCCGCUGCCAGCCCAUUUUCCGGACGCCACCCGCGGGCACUGCCGACGCCCCCGGGGCUGCCGAGGGGCGGCCGGGGGGGCGCAGAGGAGCGCGGUCCCGCGCACUGAGCCCCGCGGCGCCCCGGGAACUUGGCGGCGACCCGAGCCCGGCGAGCCGGGGCGCGCCUCCCCCGCCGCGCGCCUCCUGCAUGCGGGGCCCCAGCUCCGGGCGCCGGCCGGAGCCCCCCCCGGCCGCCCCCGCGCCCCCCGCGCCCCGCGCCGCGCCGCCGCGCCGUCCAUGCACCGCUUGAUGGGGGUCAACAGCACCGCCACCGCCGCCGCCGGGCAGCCCAAUGUCUCCUGCACGUGCAACUGCAAACGCUCUUUGUUCCAGAGCAUGGAGAUCACGGAGCUGGAGUUUGUUCAGAUCAUCAUCAUCGUGGUGGUGAUGAUGGUGAUGGUGGUGGUGAUCACGUGCCUGCUGAGCCACUACAAGCUGUCUGCACGGUCCUUCAUCAGCCGGCACAGCCAGGGGCGGAGGAGAGAAGAUGCCCUGUCCUCAGAAGGAUGCCUGUGGCCCUCGGAGAGCACAGUGUCAGGCAAUGGAAUCCCAGAGCCGCAGGUCUACGCCCCGCCUCGGCCCACCGACCGUCUGGCCGUGCCGCCCUUCGCCCAGCGGGACCGCUUCCACCGCUUCCAGCCCACCUAUCCGUACCUGCAGCACGAGAUCGACCUGCCCCCCACCAUCUCGCUGUCGGACGGGGAGGAGCCCCCACCCUACCAGGGCCCCUGCACCCUCCAGCUUCGGGACCCCGAGCAGCAGCUGGAACUGAACCGGGAGUCGGUGCGCGCACCCCCAAACAGAACCAUCUUCGACAGUGACCUGAUGGAUAGUGCCAGGCUGGGCGGCCCCUGCCCCCCCAGCAGUAACUCGGGCAUCAGCGCCACGUGCUACGGCAGCGGCGGGCGCAUGGAGGGGCCGCCGCCCACCUACAGCGAGGUCAUCGGCCACUACCCGGGGUCCUCCUUCCAGCACCAGCAGAGCAGUGGGCCGCCCUCCUUGCUGGAGGGGACCCGGCUCCACCACACACACAUCGCGCCCCUAGAGAGUGCAGCCAUCUGGAGCAAAGAGAAGGAUAAACAGAAAGGACACCCUCUCUAGGGUCCCCAGGGGGGCCGGGCUAGGGCUGCGUAGGUGAAAACGCAGAACACUCCGCGCUUCUUAGAAGAGGAGUGAGAGGAAGGCGGGGGGCGCAGCAACGCAUCGUGUGGCCCUCCCCUCCCACCUCCCUGUGUAUAAAUAUUUACAUGUGAUGUCUGGUCUGAAUGCACAAGCUAAGAGAGCUUGCAAAAAAAAGAAAAAAGAAAAAAAAACCACGUUUCUUUGUUGAGCUGUGUCUUGAAGGCAAAAGAGAAAAAAAAUUUCUACAGUAGUCUUUCUUGUUUCUAGUUGAGCUGCGUGCGUGAAUGCUUAUUUUCUUUUGUUUAUGAUAAUUUCACUUAACUUUAAAGACAUAUUUGCACAAAACCUUUGUUUAAAGAUCUGCAAUAUUAUAUAUAUAAAUAUAUAUAAGAUAAGAGAAACUGUAUGUGCGAGGGCAGGAGUAUUUUUGUAUUAGAAGAGGCCUAUUAAAAAAAAAAGUUGUUUUCUGAACUAGAAGAGGAAAAAAUGGCAAUUUUUGAGUGCCAAGUCAGAAAGUGUGUAUUACCUUGUAAAGAAAAAAAUUACAAAGCAGGGGUUUAGAGUUAUUUAUAUAAAUGUUGAGAUUUUGCACUAUUUUUUAAUAUAAAUAUGUCAGUGCUUGCUUGAUGGAAACUUCUCUUGUGUCUGUUGAGACUUUAAGGGAGAAAUGUCGGAAUUUCAGAGUCGCCUGACGGCAGAGGGUGAGCCCCCGUGGAGUCUGCAGAGAGGCCUUGGCCGGGAGCGGCGGCCUUUCCUGAGGGGCCACUGUCCCUGCAGAGUGGAUGCUUCUGCCUAGUGACAGGUUAUCCCCACGUUAUACAUUCCCUACCGAAGGAGACACAUUUUUCCCCCCUGACCCAGAAGAGCCUUUAAAUUACAAGCAAAAUAGGAAAGUUAACCACGGAGGCACCGAGUUCCAGGUAGUGGUUUUGCCUUUCCCAAAAAUGAAAAUAAACUGUUACCGAAGGAAUUAGUUUUUCCUCUUCUUUCUUCCAACUGUGAAGGUCCCCGUGGGGUGGAGGAUGAUGCCCCUCACAAGCCGCAGCGGCUGGUGCACGGGCUACCAGGGACACGCCAGAGGGCUCGAUGACUUGUCUCUGCAGGGCGCUUUGGUGGUGGUUCAGCUGGCUAAAGGUUCACCGGUGAAGGCAGGUGCGGUAGCUGCCGCACUGGACCCUAGGAAGGCCCCGGUAUUCGCAAUCUGACCUCCUCCUGUCUGUUUCCCUUCACGGAUCAAUUCUCACUUGAGAGGCCAAUAAACAGACAACCCAACAUGAUAAGGUGACAAGCCUGGGUUUCUGCCAGGAUAGGUGAAAGGGUUAAAAUGAGUAAAGCAGUGGAGCAAACACCAACCCGAGCUUCGGGCGCAGAAUUCUUCACCUUCUCUGUUCCCCUUUCCAUCUCCUUUCCCCGCAGAAACAACGCUUCAGUUCUGGUGUGUCUGUUGAUCUGUGUUUUCAUUUACAUCUCUGUUAGACUCCGCUCUUGUUCUCCAGGUUUUCACCAGAUAGAUCUGGGGUUGGCGGGACCUGCUGGUGACGUGCAGGUGAAGGGCAGGAAGGGGCACGUGAGUGUAAAUAGAGGUGACCAGAGGAGAGCAUGAGGGGUGGGGCUUUGGGACCCACCGAGGCCAGUGGCUGGAGCUCUACGUGUUUCCUCCCCAUGGGGGUGGGAGGGCCCCCAGCUGGAAGGGCAGACUCCCAGCUGCUACCCCCUCCCUUCCCAUGGGAGUGGCUUUCCAUUUUGGGCAGAAUGCUGACUAGUAGACUAACAUAAAAGAAAGAUAUAAAAGGCAAUAACUAUUGUUUGUGAGCAACUUUUUUAUAACUUUCAAAACAAAAACCUGAGCACAGUUUUGAAAUUUUAGCCACUCGAGCUCCAUGCAUGGGAAACGUGUGCUUUAAGAAGGUGGCAGCUGACAGACGUGGGCUCUGCGUGCCGCCAGCCUAGUAGAAAGUUCUUGUUCGUUGGCAACAGCAGAACCUGCCUCUCUGUGAAGUCGUCAGCCUAAAAUUUGUUUCUCUCUUGAAGAGGAUUCUUUGAAAAGGUCCUGCAGAGAAAUCAAUACAGGUUAUCCUGAAAGGUGCAAGGACGCACUUGUAAAGAUGAUUGAAACGUAUCUUUCCUUUAUGUGACGCAUCUCUAGUGCCUUACUGAAGAAGCAGUGACACUCCUGUCGCUCGGUGAGGACGUUCCCGGACAGUGCCUCACUCACCUGGGACUGGUAUCCCCUCCCAGGGUCCACCAAGGGCUCCUGCUUUUCAGACACCCCAUCAUCCUCACGCGUCCUCACCCUCUCUCCACCGGGGAGGUGCCUAGCUUGGUGAGGUUACUCCUCCUGCUCCUCCAAUCUUUUUUGCCAAGGUUUGUGCAUGACUCCCAUCUAGGCUGAAAACCUAGAAGUGGACCUUGUGUGUGUGCAUGGUGUCAGCCCAAAGCCAGGCUGAGACGGUCCUCAUAUCUUCUUGAGCCAGACUGUUUGGGUCUCGUUGCUUCAUGGUAUGGUCUGGAUUUGUGGGAAUGGCUUUGCGUGAGAAAAGGGAGGAGAGUGGUUGCUGCCCUCAGCCGGCUUGAGGACAGAGCCUGUCCCUCUCAUGACAACCCAGUGUUGAAGCCCAGUGUCCUCGGCUUCAUGCCCAGUGGGUGGCAGAAGUUCAUGGGGUAGUGGCCUCUCAAAGGCUGGGCAUAUCCCAUGAGAGCCAGCAGGUUGUCUCUGGAAACGACCAGAGUUAAGCUCUCGGCUUCUCUGCUGAGGGUGCACCCUUUCCUCUAGAUGGUAGUUGUCACGUUAUCUUUGAAAACUCUUGGACUGUCCCUGAGGAGGCCCUCUUUUCCAGCAGGAAGUUAGAUGGGGGUUCUCAGAAGUGGCUGGUUGGAGGGGGACAAGCUUCGUUUCAGGGGUCUGCCGUUCCAUCCCGGUUCAGAGAAGGCUGAGCGUGGCUUUCUCUAGCCUUGUCACUGUCUCCCUGCCUGUCAAUCACCACCUUUCCUCCAGAGGAGGAAAAUUAUCUCCCCUGCAAAGCCCUGUUCUACACAGACAGAUUUCGCGAAUUGUGCUAAGAACCGUCCGUGUUCUCAAAAAGCCCAGUGUUUUUGCAAAGAAUGAAAAAGGACCCCAUAUGUAGCAAAAAUCAGGGCUGGGGGAGAGCCGGGUUCAUUCCCUGUCCUCAUUGGUCGUCCCUAUGAAUUGUACGUUUCAGAGAAAUUUUUUUUCCUAUGUGCAACACGAAGCUUCCAGAACCAUAAAAUAUCCCAACGAUAAGGAAAAAAAAUGUUGUUGUUGUUGUUUUUCUGGAAACUGCUUGAAAUCUUGCUGUACUAUAGAGCUCAGAAGGACACAGCCCGUCCUCCCCUGCCUGCCUGAUUCCAUGGCUGUUGUGCUGAUUCCAAUGCUUUCACGUUGGUUCCUGGCGUGGGAACUGCUCUCCUUUGCAGCCCCAUUUCCCAAGCUCUGUUCAAGUUAAACUUAUGUAAGCUUUCCGUGGCAUGCGGGGCGCGCACCCACGUCCCCGCUGUGUAAGACUCUGUAUUUGGAUGCCAAUCCGCAGGCCUGAAGAAACUGCUUGUUGUGUAUCAGUAAUCAUUAGUGGCAAUGAUGACAUUCUGAAAAGCUGCAAUACUUAUACAAUAAAUUUUACAAUUCUUUGGAA
Molecule: messenger RNA, 5074 nt
Organism: Symphalangus syndactylus (siamang)
Lineage: Eukaryota; Metazoa; Chordata; Mammalia; Primates; Hylobatidae
Gene: PMEPA1
Product: prostate transmembrane protein, androgen induced 1
Biological process (GO): negative regulation of transforming growth factor beta receptor signaling pathway
Cellular component (GO): Golgi membrane; early endosome membrane
Molecular function (GO): R-SMAD binding
Source: RefSeq, a predicted model, not a curated record